Aureobasidium namibiae CBS 147.97 is the source of this 1083-nucleotide messenger RNA. RefSeq lists its product as uncharacterized. NCBI's taxonomy places the organism in Eukaryota, Fungi, Ascomycota, Dothideomycetes, Dothideales, Saccotheciaceae. The transcript is spliced from 3 exons. The record is from RefSeq and is a predicted model, not a curated record. Bases 1 to 1083 code for a protein of 360 amino acids.
AUGAUUGGCAAACAUGCUUUUGUAGGCUGCUGCAUAGCAGCCUUGUCUGCCAAAACUUAUGCCCAAGACGAUGUCCAACUGCCCCCAACUAUCUGGGACCGCCUGGACCUACCGUUCACCUUCACCGACUGCGCUGCACCGACCGAGAUGGAAACGUGUUGGAAAGCACAAAACUACACCGCUAAAGAUGAUUAUCUUGUCCAAUCUUUGGGCUUGCAGGACAGGAUGGAGUGCGCCCUUACAAACUGCUGGAACAGAGUCUAUUCAUGUGAUUACCAACAACUACUGCUCUCCUAUAAUUCCACAUGCUCUUUAGUGAUGAGUGAAGACGAACCCGCGCUGAACCUGCCAUUUUGGCCAGCUCCUGCAGAUGCAGCUGAGUCAUGCAGCUGUGACCUCAACAAGCUAAACGACAACUUGCCCGACAACGCCUUGUCACUUUGUAUGGAAAAAGUAAAAUCUGAGCGUGGCGAUCCAGACGAUUCUGAAGAGCGACCAACUCCCGAUUGCGAUUGUUGCCUCUACGGGGCUUAUGCUGCUGGCGCCUGGGAUACCUGCAAAGAUCAAGACCCUGGUUACAUUGUUCUAGACUACAUCCGAGCGGCUUUCAUCGACAGAGACAGCCAUGGCAACAACAAUAGUCUGGCGCAAUGUCCCUCCCAGCUCCAGAAUUUCGAUUGCACAGAUCAUGGGUUCAGCUUGUAUGGUGUAAAUGCUUCAGACUAUGCAAGAUCUACUCCAUUGCACUCGGCUACUGGUACUUGGAGUGACACCAAUGGUAUUCUGACUGCUCCUGUUAGCGGCGCGACUUAUACCUGGACUGCGUGGAAUGCGACAUUGAUCAUCACCGCUGCUUCAGUGGAGGCGAUGGCUACUAGGACUGCCAGUGCUACUGGAGAGACCAGUAACAGUGGGAACGGUAGUGUGACUCAAAAGGGCGCCGGUAGCUUUACUGGCAGUAUGACUGGAACUGGGACUAGCGCUUCGUCCAUGAGUACUGGUGCUGCUUCUGAAUUGAUGGCUGCACAGCAUCCCGCAGCUGCUCUCAUGGGACUCGGUGGUCUCGUAAUUGCUCUCUUGUGA